Xenopus laevis (African clawed frog) is the source of this 4349-nucleotide messenger RNA. It is a transcript of the gene sim1.S, whose product is annotated as SIM bHLH transcription factor 1 S homeolog. The record is from RefSeq and is a predicted model, not a curated record. Lineage: Eukaryota; Metazoa; Chordata; Amphibia; Anura; Pipidae. Gene Ontology annotation, molecular function: protein dimerization activity; RNA polymerase II transcription regulatory region sequence-specific DNA binding; DNA-binding transcription factor activity, RNA polymerase II-specific. Bases 484 to 2775 code for a protein of 763 amino acids. The transcript has 12 exons. Gene Ontology annotation, biological process: animal gross anatomical part developmental process; regulation of transcription by RNA polymerase II; DNA-templated transcription. Gene Ontology annotation, cellular component: nucleus.
GGGAGCCGGGGCGGGAAUGAAGUUGCAAUGAGUGAGGCUGCAAGGAGAAGUUAAUGGGCGCUCUCGGCGGACAAUUGGCCCUUGUGUCUAACUGCCACCCGCUCCUGACUGCUGCCUACAGGGACACCGCAUAGCUCGGGAAAAUCGGACAGGGAGCCCCACUGCACUAAGACCUAGGGUCUGACAGAGGGGUGACUAUGCCACUGGGAGAAAGACACGAGUGGAUUUUGUGACUUUGCCGAGACACAUUAACUACAGCCGAAAUCGUGUAGUCAAACACCACAUUUUGCAGCAAUGUCUGGAUACCAUUCUGGAAAAUAAUUAAUGCUCAUAUUUUUAUGAAUCGACCUCUCGAAGAAGUGGUUCUACCAUUUUUGUUGAUCACUCCCAGCUGAAGAACAAUCCUGUUUUGAAAUUGUUUUUUUUAUUCUUUGAUGAGUCUGUGGAUUCCCGUUUGGAAAAACAAAGGGUUGACAGAAAGCCAUGAAAGAAAAAUCCAAAAAUGCUGCUCGGACUAGACGGGAGAAGGAGAACAGCGAAUUUUAUGAACUGGCAAAGUUAUUGCCCUUGCCCUCGGCCAUCACCUCCCAGCUGGACAAAGCCUCCAUCAUCCGACUCACCACCAGCUAUUUAAAGAUGAGAGUGGUCUUUCCUGAAGGACUUGGAGAAGCCUGGGGGCAUACUAGCAGGUCUAGCACGUUGGAUAAUGUUGGCCGGGAACUGGGAUCCCACCUUUUACAGACCCUAGAUGGAUUCAUCUUUGUGGUGGCCCCCGAUGGGAAAAUCAUGUACAUCUCAGAAACAGCUUCUGUCCAUCUGGGCUUAUCACAGGUAGAGCUGACUGGGAACAGCAUUUAUGAAUAUAUUCACCCUGCUGAUCAUGAUGAGAUGACUGCAGUUCUGACAGCUCACCAGCCUUACCACUCACACUUUGUUCAGGAAUAUGAGAUUGAACGCUCAUUCUUUCUACGGAUGAAGUGUGUUUUGGCAAAGAGGAAUGCGGGUUUGACGUGUGGUGGUUAUAAGGUGAUACAUUGUAGUGGGUACCUGAAGAUUCGCCAGUACAGUCUGGACAUGUCGCCAUUUGAUGGCUGCUAUCAAAAUGUGGGCCUGGUGGCUGUUGGCCAUUCCCUCCCUCCCAGUGCAGUGACAGAUAUUAAACUUCACAGCAAUAUGUUUAUGUUCAGAGCCAGCCUAGAUAUGAAGCUCAUAUUUUUAGAUUCCAGGGUAGCUGAAUUAACUGGAUAUGAGCCUCAAGAUCUGAUUGAAAAGACGUUAUAUCAUCAUGUCCAUGGCUGUGACAUGUUUCACCUCCGCUGCGCACAUCACUUGUUGCUUGUGAAAGGACAAGUCACCACCAAGUACUACAGGUUCCUGGCUAAGCACGGCGGCUGGGUGUGGGUACAGAGUUAUGCUACCAUUGUACACAACAGCAGGUCCUCCAGACCCCACUGCAUAGUCAGUGUGAAUUAUGUUCUAACGGAUACAGAAUACAAAGGAUUACAGCUGUCUUUGGAUCAAAUUACAACAAAACCACCAUUCUCUUAUGCAAGCUCAAAUCCAACCAUAAAUGACAGCAGAAAAUGCAGUAAAUCUCGACUCUCCAGCACAAAAUUGAAAUCCAGAACCUCACCCUACCCACAGUAUUCUGGAUUCCAUACUGAACGAUCCGAAUCCGACCAUGAAAGUCAAUGGGGUGGUAGCCCCCUUAAUGACACAGCUUCACCACAACUUCUUGAUCCAAUUGAAAGACCAAGCUCCCACCAACAUGAUGUAUCUUGUGCAUAUAGACAGUAUCCUGACCGAAGUGGUCUUUGCUUUGGAUUUGCCCUUGACCAUUCAAGAUUAAGUGAUGAUAGACACCACCAUAGCCAGUCUUGUGAAGGAGGCAGAUGUGAGGCUGGCAGAUACUUUCUUGCAAGUCCUCAGACUGGAAGAGAGUCCUGGUGGGGAUCUCGAUCAGUGUUGCCUUUACCAAAGACAUCACCAGAUGGCAAAGAUAUAUAUGAGACAGCCAUGCCACACAUUUCAUCAGUUCACAGAGCACAUGGAAGAAGUCAUUGGGAAGAAGAUAGUGUUGUCAGCUCUCCUGAUCCAGGUUCUGCAAGUGAAUCAGGGGAUCGUUACCGCACGGAACAAUAUCAAAAUAGUCAUCAUGAACCAAGCAAAAUUGAAACUCUUAUACGUGCUACCCAGCAAAUGAUUAAAGAGGAAGAAAGUAGACUACAGUUGCGCAAACCUAGUCCAGAUCAACUAUCUACCAUUAAUGGAGCUGGCAAAAGAAACUCUAUUUGCUAUGCGAAUUAUCACCAGCAACAGAUAACUGGGGUUGUGUGCCGUGGUCCGCCUCUAUCUAACACUUCUCCUUGUGACCAUGUUCAGCAACGGGAUGGAAAAAUCCUAAGUCCUCGUGACAAUGAAUAUGAAACCAGCCCAACUGCUUUAUCAAGAAUGAGCAGUCCAAAUUCUGACAGAGUUUCAAAAUCAAGUGUAACCAUAGCAAAAGAUUAUUUACAUGCAAGUUUGUCCCCAUCACCAGCAAUUGACCAUUCUGCAUCCCCAAAUUACUACAGUUCUCAGAGGCAAUAUUUUGACAAGCAUACUUACACUUUUACUGGCUAUGCUCUUGAACAUCUUUAUGACAGUGAAUCUAUUAGGAACUAUUCAUUGGGAUGUAACGGAACACAUUUUGAUGUGACUUCUCAUUUAAGGAUGCAACAGGAUUCUGCUCAAGUGCACAAGGGCACAUCAGUAAUUAUUAGCAAUGGGAGUUGAUGAUUUUCUCUGACCAGUAUCAGGGUGUGUCUUGAAAGAAAAAGUGUGAUUUUUUCGUUUCAUUUUUCCCAUCAUUUGAUGAAUAAUAAUAAUGCAAUAGAAAUGGUGAAAUGGGAAUUAAAAAUUGCACUUGGGGUUAAUGAAUUGACUGGAUUAUCACAAAAGCUUAUAUGUCAUAUAUCUGCACCAGCCAGCUUUGCAGUUCAUUCAAAAAUAUAAUUUUUGCUGUGUUUUAAAAAUAUAUUAUUGGCCUGCAAAUUGCAUGUGUGCAACAAAUAAUUUUGCAAAAAAAUACCUAUGCACCCAACACUUGCAGAAAUGUGGAAUGUAUUCACACAGCAAAAUAUUUCUUUUUUUAUAUGGUAUUUUUUUGGCCUAACUCUUCAUUUGAAACAAAUCAAACAUAAAAUGACUGAAAGUGCACUUGACCUUUUUCUCACAACUGCUACCGGUAUUGCUAAACAUAUAUUUAAAUUCUAGUGUUUGUACUUAAUUUAAUAUUUAGACAGAAAACUUAUUUAAAAAAACAUAUUUGUUUGGUCCAAUCUGGAUGAGUUGGUAAAAUGCCUAAAUCUGCAUCUUAUAUACAGUUUAGGUGGCACAGUAGGUCUGUACUUGAUUUGGUAAUAUGGCUGUACCCUGGCUCAAAUAAAACCACAUUAAUGCUCACUUAAAGACCCAUCAUACUAUCGAAGUUUGCAGAGCUGGCAUGAUGCCACCAAUGUCUUAAAUAUAAUAGGACUUAAAAAUUGAGCAGCAGUCGCCACAUGUUGGAUAAUAGCCAGAUGGCUGACAUUAUUAUGGUAAGCAGGAUUCUCAAAGAUCAGUUCUCUUGCAUCUGUAAUUACAUUUGAGCCUCUUGCUUUAGACAGUUAGGGGUUCAGUGGGACAAUUUUUUUUACUGCUCAGUCAAGUGACCCCUAUAUAAAAAACAGAAUGCAUGGUAAGGUAUGGGAUCUGUAAUCCAGAAAUCUGUUAUGCAGAAACUUCUGACAGAUGUUGGGAAGGCCAAAUCUAAUAAACUCAAUUUGAAUCAAAUAAUUCAAAUAAAACAGUACUGUGUAAUUUAUCCCAACUACUAUCUAUUUAAUCCUCAAUCCAGACAAAACAAUCGUAUUAUUUAUUUAAUGUUUAAAUGUUUUUUUUUAACAGACUUAAGGUAUGGGGAUGCAAAUUAUGUAAAGACUGCUUUACCCAGAAGACCCCAGGUCCUGAGCAUUCUGGAUAACAGAUCCCAUAUCUGUGCUAGUUUUCAUUGAAAACUAUGAUAAAAGGAAAUCUGAACAAUAUAACAUGGGGAGGCACAUUUAUCAAAGGUCGAAUUUCGAAUUUGAAUUUUGAGUUUUUUUAAACUCCUUUAAAUUCGAAUAUACUUGAAAUUCAUUUAGGGGGUUAUUUAAUAAGAAAAUCGAAUAUCUAAAACUCGCACAAAUUUACCAACUCGAAAACGUGAAUCAAAUUUGAAUUGAAUUAGACUAAACUCAAUUCGAAUUUUAUCUCCGAAGAAAAAUUGAAUCUCAGGAAGGCUACUAACAUGUCCAAAUUGGUCCCUGGACUUUUCCCAUUGACUUUUA